AUGACCCUCUCGUGGAAGUCGUUCGACUUCUUCGACGUCUCCCCCGUCACCGUCGCUGAUGCCGAUGCGAGGGAGCUCCUCGAGACCAACGACAUCUCCAGCGUCUGCGCAGGCUCCGACAGCCUCUUCGUCGGCUCCAACGAUGGCUCCGUGAGCAUCAUGGCCAAGACGUGGAAGGUCGUCAGCAAGUUCCAGGCCCACGAAUCCGGCCGCGUCACCCACAUGCGUCAGGUCGAAGGCACCAGCGUCCUCGUCACCGUCUCGGAGGACCUGAGCAGCGAACCCGUCCUCAAGGCGUGGGCCCUGGACAAGCUCGUCAAGAAGACCAAGACGCCGACGUGCCUCAGCACGCUCACCAUCAACAACGGCCGACGGCAAUUUCCCAUCUCUGCCUUUGCCGCCACCGAUGACCUCUCGCAGAUUGCCGUGGGCUUCGGCAACGGCGCCGUCACCGUCAUUCGCGGCGACCUGAUCCACGACCUCGGCACCAAGCAGCGCAUCGUCUUCGAGUCGGAGGAGCCCAUCACGGGCGUACAGCUUGCCGUGGACGAGAAGCUGACGACGCUCUUCGUCUCGACGACGUCGAGGAUCAUGAGGCUCGGCUUGUCGAGAAAGGGCCAAGGGCUGCCGCCCAAGACGGUCGAGGACUUUGGCUGCGCCGUCGGAUGUAUGACGGCCGACCCCGGCACCGGAGACGUCGUCGUCGCCCGGGAGGAUGCCAUCUACACCUAUUCGCUCGACGGACGCGGCCCCCCCCGAGCCUACGAGACGCCCAAGAACAUGGUGUUUGUCUUCCGGGACUACGUCGCCCUCGCAUGCCCGUCGUCGUCGUCGGGCGCCAACGGGAGGGAUCCUGAUUCGAUGAGACGACGCUUCGUCUCCGGCGCCGGCGACUCGCUCUUCGACGCACCCUCCUUUGUUCUCCUCGAGACCGACUUGAGGGUCAUCGCCCACACCGAGACGCUGACGUCGGCCGUCCGCUUCCUCUUCGCCGUCUGGGGGGACCUGUACACCAUCAGCCAGGAGGGCAAGCAGAGGCUGGAGAUGCUCUACCACCGAAACAUGUUUCCGCUCGCCAUCGAGCUCGCGCGGAACGCGGGCUUCGACCGCCAGCAGCAGACGCUCAUCUACCGCAAGUUCGGCGACCACCUGUAUCAAAAGGCCGACUACGACGGCGCCAUGGUGCAGUACAUCCGGGCCAUGGACACGACGGAGCCGUCGCAGGUGAUUCGCAAGUUUCUCGACACGCAACGAAUCCACAACCUCAUACAGUACCUCGAGCAGCUGCACGAGCACAGGAAGGCGACGGCCGAUCACACGACGCUGCUGCUCAACUGCUACGCGAAGCUCAAGGACAUUGAAAAGUUGGAAAAGUUCAUCAAGUCGCCCGGCGAUCUCAAGUUCGACCUGGACACGGCCAUUGCCAUGUGCCGCCAAGGCGGGUACUAUGAGCAGGCGGCCUACCUCGCCAAGAGGCACGGCGAGACGGAGCUCGUCGUGGACAUAUUGAUGGAAGAUGCCAAGAGCUACGACGAGGCGCUCGACUACAUAUGGCGGCAGGACCCGGACGUGGCCUACCCUUGCCUCAAAAAGUACGCGCGGGUGCUCAUCGAAAACUGCGCCGAGGACGCGACGAGGAUGUUUGUCGACUACUACACGGGCCGGUACAGGCCGAGGCGCACCGCGGCCCCGAGGCGGGAGGGCGAGGCGUCGGGCUCGACGGGUGGCUUCGCCGCGGGCGCUGCCAGCGCCGUGCAGAACCUGUCGAGCCUCCUCCCCCUGCCGUACAUGAACAGCUCGACGGCGGCGUCGAGCGCGGCGAGCGCGGCCGUCGUCGAGGGCCACGGCCACGGCGAGGGCUCGUCGGCGACGAAGCAGCAGGAGGAGGAGGAGCGCUCGCCGCCGCCGACGUACGACGCGCCGGCUCCGAGGACGGCCUUUUCCUAUUUCAUCGGCUACCCCGACGAGUUCAUCCUGUUUCUCGAGGCCUGCCUCGAGGAAAAGGAGCUGAAGACGUCGGACAGGACCGACCUCUACACCACCCUCUUCGAAAUGUACCUGCACAAGUCGGCGGAGAAGAGGGGGCAGCGACACAAGGAGGAGUGGGAAGCAAAGGCGAAAAGGCUGAUCGAGGGCGAGCACGUGCCGAUGGAGAGCUCCAACGUGCUGCUGCUGUCGCACCUCUCGGGCUUCGGCGACGGCACCGUGCUGGUCAAGGAGCAGUCGGGCCUCCUGUUCGACAUCUUCCGCUCCUUCACGACGGCCAAGGACACGAGGGGCGCGCUCAAGGCGCUGCGAAAGUACGGGCCGGACGAGCCGCAGCUGUACCCGGCGGCGCUGGCCUACCUGACGUCGGACGCCAAGGUGCUCGAGGAGGCGGGGCCGGACGAGCUGGCCGGGAUCCUGUCCAAGAUUGACGAGGACGGGCUCAUGGCGCCGCUGCAGGUGAUCCAGACGCUCGUCGGCCGGUCGUCGGGCGGCGCGGCGACGAUGGGCAUGAUCAAGCCGUACCUGCAGGAGACGAUCACGCGCGAGCGCAACGAGAUUCGCUCGAACCGGAGCACCAUCGCGACGCUGCGGACCGACACGGAGAGGCGACGAGGCGAGCUCGCCGACCUCGACGGCAAGCCAGCCGUCUUUCAGGCGACGCGCUGCGCCGACUGCGGCCAGGGGCUGGACCUCCCGGCCGUGCACUUUCUCUGCAAGCACAGCUUCCACCAGCGAUGCCUGCGCGGCGGCGAGGGCACCAUGGAGUGUCCGCAAUGCGCGCGCGAGAAUGACGUGAUUCGCAAGAUGAGGGAGGGCCAGAAGGAGCGAGCCGAGAGGCACGAGCUGUUCCGGGCCGACCUGGAGAGCAGCGAGGACAGAUUCGCGACCAUGGCCAAGUGGUUCUCCCGGGGGGUCAUGGAUGCCGGGGGAAGCUCCGCCGCGUGA
This is a messenger RNA of Drechmeria coniospora, 2934 nucleotides long. RefSeq lists its product as uncharacterized. The record is from RefSeq and is a predicted model, not a curated record. The transcript has 7 exons. NCBI's taxonomy places the organism in Eukaryota, Fungi, Ascomycota, Sordariomycetes, Hypocreales, Ophiocordycipitaceae. Gene Ontology annotation, cellular component: endosome; HOPS complex. Gene Ontology annotation, molecular function: protein binding; protein-macromolecule adaptor activity. Gene Ontology annotation, biological process: organelle fusion; vacuole organization; vesicle-mediated transport. Bases 1 to 2934 code for a protein of 977 amino acids.